Messenger RNA from Zea mays, 580 nucleotides. RefSeq lists its product as uncharacterized. Bases 119 to 349 code for a protein of 76 amino acids. Lineage: Eukaryota; Viridiplantae; Streptophyta; Magnoliopsida; Poales; Poaceae. The transcript has 2 exons. The record is from RefSeq and is marked validated.
AUAUUACACUGAGGAGUGAGGAGCACAAUUCCUUCCAGGAUCCCAGAAGAUUCGACGUUCCACGGGCUCCGGCGGCGGCAGGAACGCCUCCCGAUUUCGACGGCAGAACUAGAGAGCGAUGGCGCUGACUAACUUCAUCGUGACGGUGGCCGUGGUUGGCGCGGGGGUGCUUCUCUUUACCACCGACAUCCGCAGGUCUGGCGCCCUCUUCCGCCGCAACGCGCGCCAGCUCCGGCUGUGGCUCGAGGAGGACACGGCCUCCGCCGCGUCCAAGUCUGCAAAAGAAGCAGCUCCAAAGAAACUCGACUCGACGGUCCCCAAGGAGAAGCCAAAGGAAGAUAGUCACUGAUUGGAGCUGUUUAUAUGAACGGUAUAACCCCUAUUUGAAGUAUUGCAAGUUCCGUUUUCUACAGUUGCUGCGAUACAAACUUGUAGCUCUCAAGUAAGGUGCACGGCAAGAUUAUGUUUCCGUUUCAACAUCGGCCUCUGUGGAACAGCUAGCUAAAUGUUGGUAUUAUGUCGUGUGCUUAUAUGGAUCUGAAGCACUUCGCUAAUCUACACGUACCUCAAAUCUUGUUGA